This is a messenger RNA of Musa acuminata subsp. malaccensis (wild Malaysian banana), 1123 nucleotides long. Lineage: Eukaryota; Viridiplantae; Streptophyta; Magnoliopsida; Zingiberales; Musaceae. The record is from RefSeq and is a predicted model, not a curated record.
UCGGACGGGCUGUGCCGAUUGCGUUUGAUCCAACCGGCUGCAAGAAAUAGGACAGCGGUGGUGGAUCCGUAUCUCGACGUCCACGCCGGAAUAGGGGAAGGGGAAAGGGAACAUACGGGGUUUGAUGCUUCGCCGAGAAUCGUCUUCAAUCUCUUCUAUCCGAGGGUGAUGGCAGAUCCAUCGUUGACGGGGGCACUCCAAUACCUGGAAGCGCAGAGGCAUGCGCAGCCGGAGCUGGCCGAUUGGUACAGCGCCUUUGCGGAUCUGUAUCAGCGGAAGCUAUGGCACCAGCUGACGCUCAAGCUCGAGCAGUUCGUUCGCUUGGCCGAUUUGGCAUUUGAUCUGUCCCUUUCUGCCUUGCUCGGUGAUAACGUAUUCAAUUUCGGGGAAUUGCUUGCCCAUCCAAUUAUCAAUAGUCUGACUGGGACCAAUGUGGAGUGGCUCUACCAUAUCCUUCAUGCUUUUAACAGUGGAAACCUACUUCGCUAUCAAGAACUUUGUCGUGUACAUAAUAUCGCUUUAUGUGCACAGCCGGCAUUAGUGGAGAAUGAGAAGAAACUACUUGAAAAAAUUAAUAUUUUAUGUUUGAUGGAAAUCAUCUCAAGUCGGCCAUCUGAAGAUCGAACCAUUCCAUUGAGUGUCAUUGCUGAACGAACUAAACUUUCGAUUGAGGAUGUGGAAUAUCUUCUUAUGAAAAGCCUCUCCGUUCACCUCAUCGAAGGCAUAAUUGAUCAAGUGGAGGGCACAGUCCAUGUUUCCUGGGUGCAGCCGAGGGUUUUGGGAAUUCCUCAAAUAAGUUCUCUGCGUGAUCGGCUGGAUACCUGGGUGGGAAAGGUGCGGCAAGCCUUGUUGUCGGUCGAAGCCGAGACACCUGAUCUGGUGGCUUGUGCCUGAUGCGCAAGAGAGAAAAGGAUUUCUCUGAACUUAAAGUGGGCACAAACAAGAUAUGACUUGAGUUCCAAGUUCUUAGGCGGGUGACAUCUCGUAGCCAGAUGAUAAAUUUUACUUGUGAUUCAGGAACAGUGUUCCCUGUCGAACAUUUAUGCAGAAAAUGCCAUUCGUUUUUACAUCUCUAUAUUUGCCCUGUUGAACAUUUAUGCACGAACAGUCAUUGAUUUAUUAA